Molecule: messenger RNA, 1140 nt
Organism: Vollenhovia emeryi
Lineage: Eukaryota; Metazoa; Arthropoda; Insecta; Hymenoptera; Formicidae
Exons: 1
Coding region: 406-807 (133 amino acids)
Molecular function (GO): nucleic acid binding
Source: RefSeq, a predicted model, not a curated record
GUAAAAUAAAAUAUAUUACAAUAUAAUAAAUACAUAAAUAAAUAAAAUAAAAUUUUUAUUUGAAAGGCCCAUGUAUGUCAUUACAUUAUGUAUGGAAUAUGACAUCGUUCAAAUGUCCGCCACGGCUUCUCACGGUGGCACGGAUCCGAGUGGUCCAAUUUUCAAUGACUCUGCCGCAUAGAUCCGGUUGAAUUUGAGCGAUGGCAUUGGAUGAAUGGCUAUGUUAACAAGCACAAUUGCCGUAUAUGGGACGACGCCAACCCACACGAGGUUCACCAGGUGGUAAUUCAUCCACAAAAAGUUAUUGUUUAGUGCGGAUUUUGGGCCGGCGGCGUCAUUGGUCCGUACUUUUUUGAAAACGACGUUGGUGAGGCCAUCACCGUCAACGGCGGGCGCUACAGAACGAUGAUAACCGAUUUCUUUUGGCCCAAAUUGAACGAUAUGGAGGUAGACCACAUGUGGUUCCAGCAGGACGGCGGCGCUACGUGCCACACAGCGGACGCCACGAUGGACAUUCUGCAUGAACGAUUUGAGGGUAUGGUUAUCUCUCGCAGAGGUGACGUGAAUUGGCCACCGAGAUCGUGCGAUUUGACCCCGCCAGACUUUUUCUUGUGGAGUUUCCUGAAGUCGCAGGUCUAUGCCAAUAAGCCGCUAUCGACCGAUGCCCUUAAAGUCAACCUAACCAGUGCCAUCGCUCAAAUUCAACCGGAUCUAUGCGGCAGAGUCAUUGAAAAUUGGACCACUCAGAUCCGUGCCACAGUGAGAAGCCGCGGCGGACAUUUGAACGAUGUCAUAUUCCAUACAUAAUGGCAUGCAUGGGCCUUCCAAAUAGAAAAAGAAUUUUGUUAAUAUCUCUCACACACAGCUUGUUUUAUUCCAUUUCAACAUCGACCCGCCUUUAUUGAAAAACCCAUACGUGGUGUGUCUAAAAGUUCGGUGAAUGGUCAAAUAUCUUGGUAUUCAACGGUUGAACGAAGUCGCGAGCAUGCUUAGGCAUGCAUUGACAUGUCUAGACCUGUCCUCUAUCGGGGUUUGCACGAGGCUGCUAAAGCAGUAUUGUUGCAUUCAUUUCAAGAGAGUGUUCCGAGCUGUGUGCGUCGAAAAGCCAUGGAUCAACGAUUUAACAUUAAGUUCUGCUUC